Messenger RNA from Lentinula edodes (shiitake mushroom), 1449 nucleotides. RefSeq names its product peptidase C14, caspase domain-containing protein. The record is from RefSeq and is a predicted model, not a curated record. Gene Ontology annotation, molecular function: cysteine-type endopeptidase activity. The transcript is spliced from 12 exons. Bases 1 to 1449 code for a protein of 482 amino acids. Lineage: Eukaryota; Fungi; Basidiomycota; Agaricomycetes; Agaricales; Omphalotaceae. Gene Ontology annotation, biological process: proteolysis.
AUGCCUCGACGGACCCGUAACAUUCACUUGUCCGAGAAACCCGCAGAGCUUGUGGUUGGACAGUCCAACGCGAAGAAGGCGCUUUUGAUUGGGAUAAACAACACCUUGAUGGAGCAGGACGGUGGAGGCAGGAGAAGUCGGUUGACUAUGCCGCAUAGGGAUGUUCACUCGAUGAGGACCUUACUUAUUGAACAUUAUCAUUACAAUCCGAAUGACAUUGUCACCCUCAUUGACGUCGACGAUCCCAAACAACUUCAACCGACUAGAGCCAACAUUCGCACUGAACUGAGAAAGCUUGUCGCUGAUGCUCGUCGUGGUGAUCGCUUCUUUUUUCAUUACUCGGGGCAUGUUGUUCAAACGGAAAACCAGGAUCAUACUGAAGAAGAUGGCAAGGAUGAAUGCCUUGUGCCCUGCGACUCGGACGGCGUGCAAAACCUCAUCAAAGACGACGAGCUGCAUGGUAUUCUUGUAGAUCAACUUCCACAAGGAUCUCAACUCGUAGCCAUUCUCGACUCGUGUCACUCCGGUUCCCUGCUCGACCUCGAGCAUUAUCGGUGCAAUCGGGUUUGGGUCCCUUGGAUGUCAAAAGGUAGAAGGAAAAGUGAUCCAAUAAGGAACAAGGUUCAACGUCACAAUGCCCUCAUUGUCUACCAGCACAAACGAAUCAGCGGCGAUCGUGUCAAGCAGCGUAAAACAACAAUUCUCAACCAUCCUUUGAGUCCGCUUUCUCCUGAACGCCGACGCCGAGCUUCCCGAGAAAUGCCCGCUACCCCCAUUAGUCCUGUAACAUCUCCUGCGUCUCCUUCAACCCACAAGAAGCUGGCGCGCGCCUUAACAAAGCUAGACAUUAACGCAACUAAGGGCAUCAACGCUAUUCGGAGGAGUUCCACAUGGAAAAAUAGCCCUACUACUGGACAACAAGUCAUGAAGCGGUCGAAGACGAUCAAGUCGCAGUUUGUUCCUUGGCUGGACAUCAAACGGGCGGAAGCUGCUGCUGCUGAGGGCGACACGGAUCAAGAGGGUCUUCAAUGCGAGUCUCCUGUUCAACAGUUCUGUAAUGGAUGGUGUCACCAUAACUCGUCGCCUACUUCGCCGAAGUCGCCGAAGUCUCCAGGGUCACCAGAAAUUAUCUCAUUAGCCUCCUGUAAGGACAGUCAAGAAGCUUGGGAGGACAGCGAAGGAAAUUCAAUGACUCAGCGGCUGGUUGAAAUCCUCAAGCAGGAUCCCCAUCCCACAAUGGGUGACCUGAUGGUUACAAUUAGUCACAAACUUCAUGAUGCUGCUAUGAAAGCUCAUACCCAAACCAAGCAAUAUAAGGAUAAAGUUGUGCGCUACAGGAAAAAGCAUCCAGAAAAAUGCAAAUAUCCGGACGAGGGCGAUACAGAUGGGUUGAACUUGAAUGAUUUUCAAGAUCCUCAGUCGGAAACCCUUGGUAUGUUUGACCUUUGA